AGACCGUUUCAACGCACUUUGGAGUAUUUUUUCUUAAUUAAAGCUUUGCUGUUCUUUUCGGCUUUAGUUUAUAUACACAUGUCAUUCAUUAAAAAUCCAGCUACAUGUUUGGAACAUGUACAAGAUUGGCCUCGAGAUGGUGUUUUAAGAGUUGAAGUUAUACCUAAUCUAGAUAAACGUUUGGAAAUCUAUGAAAAAAAUCAAGCACACGAAAACUUUAUGCGUAAACUUCAAUACGACUAUUUCUAUGGUAUUGGACCGAAAACUAAAAAUCAAUUGUAUCAUCAUAAAUAUGCCACAAAUGAGACUUAUACUUACUAUUUGCAACACGAGUCUACUUAUGCCGAUUACUUAAAAUAUAAACAAUUAAAUGCUGAAUAUAAUGAAAAUAAUGAUAAUGAUGAUGAUGAACAGUAUAUAGUAGAAUAUUCUUUGGAAUAUGGUCAUUUACGUUUAUCACCUGCUACACGUAAACGUUUACAAAUUCCAGUGCGUGUGGUGCAAUUGGAUCCUUUAAAUAAUAAAUGUUUUGGUGAUAAAUUUAGUAAAUUUCUAUUAAAAGAAUUGCUGGGGUGA
Molecule: messenger RNA, 576 nt
Organism: Lucilia cuprina (Australian sheep blowfly)
Lineage: Eukaryota; Metazoa; Arthropoda; Insecta; Diptera; Calliphoridae
Product: membralin-like
Exons: 4
Coding region: 79-576 (165 amino acids)
Biological process (GO): positive regulation of ERAD pathway; response to endoplasmic reticulum stress
Cellular component (GO): endoplasmic reticulum
Source: RefSeq, a predicted model, not a curated record